GCCCCGCCUGAGAGGUUGAGACCCGCCGGCGCUGGGGACCCGGCGCCAGCCUCGGAGCCUAGGAGUUUUGAGUUGGGGAGGGGGGGAGGGAAAUCGUCGAACGGAGGCCGAGGGAAAUGAGGCGGAGGCCGCCGAGAAGCGAAGAGCCCCGCCCCUCCGCCAUAGCGGCCUCCCAGUGCCGCCUCUUCCUUUACAGCCUCCCGCCCUCCCCUGCCUUCCGGUCGUAGGCCGGGCCAGGCGUCGCCGGCCCCCUCCGGAGUAACCCCUGAGCUGUGGCCCUUUGGGCAGAGGAGAUGCCCAAUCUCUGCUUGGGACUCUUGUCGAAAAGGAAACGGCUGGAACGGGCUUCGGACCCGGGUGGGAGGGCAGAAGGUGGCCCCUGAAGCCGGCGGCCAGCAAGGCCUCUGGUCCCGAGGACCCUGGGUCCGAACAACACCCCUUGCCCCCGAGGAUGUUAGUCUUACCCAGGGCGUCCAGGGCUCCGAUUCAGCAGGUUUUCCUGUCUGCUCAGAUGGGACCCUCCCUGCCCUAAGCAUACAACAGCAGGCGCUGUCACCUGACAAGUACUGAGCUUGGAGUUGGGAAAUCCUGGCUCUGAAAGAGCGCAUCCGCUUUGGCAGGAGUGAGGGCUGGUGGAAAGACUGAUGUUUCGGACAGAAAAAAAAAAAAAAAAAAGACAUUCUCCUUAAAUAUAUCCUUGGGUGUGCCUCUUGAUACUAGUGAGCCUCAGUUUCCACAUCUGUAAAAUGGCGAUGGUAAUUAGGUUCUAAUGAGCUCUCUGUGUAAAAACUCUGGAGAGUUUUUAUUACUCACUUACCUGGGGCAUAUUUAUCUCAAGGGAAAAGAGAGUAAAACUAGUUGCUCUGCUACACGUCUUCUGUGGUCGCUGGGUCUAGAGCUUGAGUCUGGAGAGACGAAAGGAAGAAUGGAAGCCUGGUGAAGAGGCAGAGAAGCCUGAGGGAGCUCAGCCCUGGCAGCAGGCCCCCUGAGUUCCUGGUGGUGAGAGGAUGUGGCCCCUGGACCCAUCCCGGAAAGAGGUCCUGGGGUUUGCAGUCAGCUGCCGUGUCCUGACUCUGGCGCUGCAGGCUCUCUUCAACGCCAUCAUCCCAGACCAUCGUGCAGAAGCCUUCUCUCCUCCUCGCCUCGCCCCCUCUGGCUCUGCAGACCAACUCGUGGAAGGUCUUCUGGGUGGCCUGUCUCACUGGGACGCUGAACACUUCCUGUUCAUUGCCGAGCAUGGCUACCUGUAUGAGCACAACUUUGCCUUCUUCCCUGGUUUCCCGCUGGUCCUGUUGCUGGGGGCUGAAUUGCUGAGACCCCUGUGGGGGUUGCUGAACCUACGGAGUUGCUUGCUCAUCUCAGUAGCUCUGCUCAAUUCCUUGUUUUCCGCGCUAGCUGCACUUGCACUUCAUGACCUGGGCUGUUUGGUUUUGCACUGUCCCCGCCAGGCCUUUUAUGGAGCGCUGCUCUUCUGCCUCAGCCCCGCCAAUGUCUUCCUGACUGCUGGCUACUCAGAAGCUCUAUUUGCUCUCCUGACAUUCAGCGCCAUGGGGCAGCUGGAAAGGGGCCAAAGCUGGACUAGUGGACUCUUUUUCGCCCUUGCCACUGGUGUACGCUCCAAUGGGCUAGUCAACAUUGGCUUCCUCAUACAUUCUCAGUGCCAAGGCUUUUUCUCAUCUCUCACGGUGCAGAAUGCUCUGAGACAGCUCUUGAAGCUGAUGGGCUCUGUGUUCCUAUCAGUGUUCACACUCGGCCUUCCCUUUGCCCUCUUUCAGUAUUAUGCCUAUACCCAGUUCUGUCUGCCAGGCUCAGCCCACCCCAUUCCUCAGCCCUUGCUGCAACUAGCUGUAGACCAGGGCUACCGAACUGCGGAGGGAAACAAGCCACCUUGGUGCUCCUGGGAACUUCCCCUAAUAUACAGCUACAUCCAGGAUGUCUAUUGGAAUGUUGGCUUUUUGAGAUACUAUGAACUCAAGCAGGUGCCCAAUUUUCUACUGGCUGCACCGAUGGCUAUAUUGGUUGCCUGGGCAACUUGGACAUAUGUGACCACCCACCCUUGGCUCUUCCUUACACUUGGGAUGCAAAGGAGCAAGAACAAAAGGACCCUAGAGAAGCCUGAACCUGGAUUCCUCAGUCCUCGGGUGUUUGUGUACCUGGUCCACGCUGCAGCGCUGCUGCUGUUUGGCAGUCUAUGCAUGCAUGUUCAGGUUCUCACCAGGUUUUUAUGUUCCUCCACUCCUAUUGUGUACUGGUUUUCAGCUCACUUGCUUCUGGAUCAAGAACCGCUGCUGAGAUCCCUAGAGGCUGUGCCUGGGAAGCCUCCUGCAGGGCAUCCCCGACCAGGACAAAAGGUCCCCAGAAACUCUAUGAUGGGACUCUUGUACAACUGGAAAACUUGUUCUCUGGUCACACGAUGCAUCCUAGGCUACUUCGUGACUUACUGGCUCUUGGGACUACUCCUCCAUUGCAACUGGCUGCCUUGGACAUAACCUGGAGACCUAGGGGACAGGCCUGAAGCAGACGUAACCAGGGUCUGAAAGUACAAAUACACUCUGGGGCUGCCUGUGCUCCCUGGAAUCCUUACUCUGUCCAUUAGAACCUCUCUCUCUAGCUGAACAUUGGUUAGGAAUGGAAGAAGUGAAAGCCUCUAGAGAGCCCUUUCUGGUCCUUGCUGUGGUAAAUUUUAAAGUAGUAACUGGUUUCUCUAUAAAGGAAGAAAUCUUAUUCCAGAUCUGUGUUGUCAGUCAACCUUAGCAGAGAUAGUCUUAAGCUUACCACCUACCCACAUGUAAAUUUAAAUAUAAAUUUCAUCAAAGGCUCUAGCUGACAAGCUGGUCAUAGUCCACACAGUGAUGAUGAUGGAGGCCUGAACAGUGUAGCAGCAAUAGUAAGUAAAAUGGGACCAUCUUUUCCAAAUGGGAUGUUGUUUCUGAUGAGUUUUUUCAUGAUUUGUUCACUUAUUUAUAUGAAAAGUCUUACAAAGAUAUGCAAAUUAAACAACUUUUGUUUAUAUCUGUAA
Molecule: messenger RNA, 3019 nt
Organism: Capra hircus (goat)
Lineage: Eukaryota; Metazoa; Chordata; Mammalia; Artiodactyla; Bovidae
Gene: PIGV
Product: phosphatidylinositol glycan anchor biosynthesis class V
Exons: 5
Coding region: 1008-2489 (493 amino acids)
Biological process (GO): GPI anchor biosynthetic process
Cellular component (GO): endoplasmic reticulum membrane; mannosyltransferase complex
Molecular function (GO): GPI mannosyltransferase activity; alpha-1,6-mannosyltransferase activity
Source: RefSeq, a predicted model, not a curated record